UGCCGUUACGGUGUGGGUUGUCUCGCGGGGGAGGUUGGGGCUUUUUUUAAAAAAAAAAAAAAAAAAAAAAAAAAAAAAAAAACUCCCAAACACACUGGUUCAAAACCAAAGCACAACGCUGAUGACCUUUCGAAACAUUUUUUUCGUCGUCUACAGGAUGAAGUAAUGUAUUUAGGGCUCAGUUAUAACGGAGGGCCUAGCUCUUUUUCAAUGUGAUCUAACUGAAGGUGGUUCGUGUCCCUCACGCCAAGCAGUUUGGCGUCUGGUCCCACCGCACCGGUGCUAUUCUGUACUGCAGCUGCUACCUUCUUUUUGGUUUUUUUUUUUUUUUUUUUUUUUAAAUUUAAACUUUUGUUGCGCAGUUCUCGUUUCGGAUUUGCAUUGCUGUUGUCCAUUAUUAUUCCAUUUGGGAUGUGGCUCUGUGAUCUGAAAGGCCAAAUUUUGAAUUGCACCUGUGCUGCAGUACUCUUGAGCAAGAAUAGACAAAGUGGAAAAUGGGAGCAUUUUUGGACAAGCCAAAGAUGGAGAAACACAAUGCACAUGGAGAGGGCAAUGGCCUGUGCUAUGGUUUGAGCAGCAUGCAGGGGUGGCGGGUGGAGAUGGAGGAUGCACAUACAGCAGUCAUCGGUCUUCCCCAUGGGCUUGAUGCCUGGUCUUUCUUCGCCGUCUAUGAUGGUCAUGCCGGCUCACAGGUUGCUAAGUACUGCUGCGAGCACCUGCUUGAGCACAUCACUAGUAACCCAGACUUCCGGGGAGGCAACCAAGAGCCCUCAGUUGAGAGUGUGAAGAGUGGCAUCCGUACAGGUUUCCUGCAGAUUGAUGAGCACAUGCGGGCCAUCUCAGAGAAGAAGCAUGGUGCAGACCGCAGUGGUUCCACUGCUGUCGGUGUCAUGGUCUCCCCAAGGCACAUCUACUUUAUUAAUUGUGGAGACUCCCGGGGCUUACUGAGUCGCGGUGGCAAAGUGCACUUUUUCACACAGGACCACAAGCCUAGCAACCCACUGGAGAAGGAGCGCAUCCAGAACGCAGGAGGUUCUGUUAUGAUCCAGCGUGUCAAUGGCUCCCUCGCAGUUUCCAGAGCUUUGGGUGACUUUGACUACAAAUGUGUGCAUGGGAAGGGCCCCACGGAGCAGCUGGUUUCACCUGAGCCUGAAGUGUAUGAGAUUGAGAGAUCGGAGCUAGAUGAUGAGUUCAUCGUCUUGGCCUGCGAUGGAAUCUGGGAUGUUAUGGCCAAUGAAGAACUCUGCGAUUUUGUCAGGUCCAGACUAGAAGUGACACAAGACCUGGAGAAAGUCUGCAAUGAGAUUGUUGACACCUGUUUGUAUAAGGGAAGCCGGGAUAACAUGAGUGUGGUGCUGAUCUGCUUCUCUGGUGCACCCAAGAUCUCUCCAGAAGCUGUGAAGAAGGAGGCGGAGCUGGAUAAGUAUUUGGAAAGCAAAGUAGAAGAAAUUAUUCAGAAGCAAAGGGAGGAGGGCGUGCCAGAUUUGGUCCACGUGAUGCGCACUUUAGCCACAGAGAGCAUCCCCAACCUUCCGCCAGGAGGAGAGCUGGCUAGCAAACGGAGUAUCGUUGAGGCAGUAUACAACAGGCUGAACCCAUACCGGAGUGAAGAUCCUGAUUCCACUUCAGCCGACGACAUGUGGUUUCAGAUCUUUCCAUUUAAAAAGGGAAUCAAGAAUGGUUGGAGAAGAAACCACACAGACCCGCAGUACAGUCAUUGUAUACCUGUGUGGCCUGGAUUCACCUGGGCCGUGUUUUUUCUUUAUGUUCCUUUCUUAAACCCUUACACACUGGUAUGCUGUACCACCAAGUCAAAGCAGUGAUAGGUCUUUUUAAACUAAGACAAUUUUUUUUAACAAUAUUUGCAUAUUUUCAUUUUUGUGAAGUGCAGUUGUCUGUACUGAAUGCUCUUGUGUUUAACAUGGCUUGAGUUUGAGUAAAAAGCAAAGGAAGACUGAAAACUUGUUCAUAUUAGCUGACACCCUCUCUCUGGGUUAUAAAGCGUCUUUUGGGUGAUGUUUCGCUACCAUCAGUUCUGUAAGGCACUCUUCGGUUCCUUUAUUUCUUUAGUUCAUGAUCCUUAAAGAAACGGGUAAAUUUUAAGUUUGCAGCACAGUAAGCUUUGUAAAUCAUCAAAAUCAUGGUUUGUGACUGUGUUUUUUUGUUCUGUUUUGUGGGUGUUAAUGCACCUGUGCGUGUGUGUGUGUGUA
Messenger RNA from Scleropages formosus (Asian bonytongue), 2210 nucleotides. Its product is annotated as protein phosphatase 1A-like. Lineage: Eukaryota; Metazoa; Chordata; Actinopteri; Osteoglossiformes; Osteoglossidae. The record is from RefSeq and is a predicted model, not a curated record. The coding region runs from base 495 to 1823 and encodes 442 amino acids. Gene Ontology annotation, biological process: protein dephosphorylation. The transcript is spliced from 8 exons. Gene Ontology annotation, molecular function: magnesium ion binding; manganese ion binding; protein serine/threonine phosphatase activity.